Molecule: messenger RNA, 1467 nt
Organism: Aspergillus niger
Lineage: Eukaryota; Fungi; Ascomycota; Eurotiomycetes; Eurotiales; Aspergillaceae
Exons: 2
Coding region: 1-1467 (488 amino acids)
Source: RefSeq, a predicted model, not a curated record
AUGGCCAUCUUUUCUUCCGAAAGCACCAACGCUUUCCAGAACAUGUUGACCCAGGACUAUGCAAUGAUGCAAGUUUCUCAUCAAGAAUCCAUUCAAUCUUCCUACCGUGAGGCGUGCCAAGCCCAAGCCGACUCGGGCGACUUUACUUCUUUCCAUCCUGAUCAGCAAGACUGGUCAUGGGAUAAGCUGCCCGACAUCCUCUAUCAGCUCAAGCCCACCGGCCCUAAGAGCAAGAUUGAGCCGCCGACUAUGCCCUACCCCAUCAACGGAAAGUUCCUGCGCGACAUCCCCACCUUGCCCGACCACAUUGCUUCCGACGUUGACGAGUUCCGCGUGGAAGCCUGGAUGCGCCUGGAUAGACGGAUCCGCCUCAGCGAUAUCGUCGACCGCAUGAACCCUGAGUUCCGCAUUGCCCCCAACGCACUGCAGCAGCGCGGCGGACGUUUCAGACAGGCGUUCGGUAUGUUGGCCUGGGAUUCAGGCAAUAAGCUGAGUCGCGAGCUUGAAUCCAAGUUGAUGCAGACUUUAAUGGAGCAUGGCAUUGAUCCUAACCUUAAUACCACUCGGGGACUUACUCCCGGCCUGAUCAUUCCGGCCCUGGGUGAAGCUGGCGGACGGAUCCCUCUCCCACCUACCUACUCCUUGGAGAAGCGCAAGAAGCGGAAGCGCUGUAUGCGGGCUACUGGACCCAAGAGGCCCAGGAAGAUGCCCAAAGUCCAAGAGCAGAUGCUUGUCGAUACAGCAAAAGAAGCUCUGCGGGUGUUCCAGAAUGUCGGACCAGCGCCAUCUCAGAAUGGAUUCGGCAGCGAAAUUCCUACCACCUCUGAGACCACCCAGAUUAUGAUGCCCGGUGAAAGUGUGUUCGCCGUUGAGAUGGCCGCUCCCGCCACGAUUCCCGUCCCGAUUACGGCCAUUGUUCCUGACGUGAACGAAUCGAAGGUCGACGAGGACUGGCCAAUGUCUGAUGCGGUCCAGGUCAAUGAGCCCGAGCCUCUAUACAAGCUUGUUCCCGCCGAGCAGCACUUGGAUAGAAUGACGGGGCCACUGCCCGUGUUCCGGGGUGAGGUCCCGGACAUGGAAUUGCCUGGGGCCGUAUGCCCUAUGGACCUCGACAUGACUCUGGGUGCUAAGAACCCGUGGAGCGAUGGGUACCGGGUCCUGGAGACGGUUGGUCAUUGGACAAAGAUCGAGCCAAAGUCAACCAAUGGCCUAAAGCCAGGAAAGACUGGCGAUGAAACACUCUUCAACCCAUAUGAAGAGAUGUCACUCCCGACUCCCAUCAAGGCCAAGGGCCACAAAGCGGACAUCAAGGCAAUGCAGCCAACCGGUGGGCUGUUCUUGAUGAAACAGCCCCUGGUCCUGGAUGCAUUGCCGAGCCCUAUCCAGGUCGCUCUGUUCAACCAUUGCUUCCGGGAGUUGAAUGUCGGGGAGCGUUAUUUUUUCAAUCUGCCAUUCUUUGGCCCGUGA